AUGCAGAAGUAUAGUAUCAUCAAUACUGCAAAUAGACAGAAACAAACAAUCCCGCAUACACUUGGCGCAAAGACGUUAGCAAGGAGGAAAAGGGAGCUGGAAAUAGAAGAAGGGCGCAAAUAUAGCAGAGGUGAGAUGUAUGUUGUUUCUCACAAGAAAAAAGAUGGCAAUUUUGUGAAUGACGAAGUUAUGCUAAAAAAUGACCAAUUACUUCAACAGUUGGAACAAGCCAAUACUGAACAAGAGGCUUUUGUAAAUGUCUUUGGGAAGGAACACCCAGGUCGGGUUAGAGGCAUGGGUUUUGGAGUGGUCCCAAGUCAAAUCCGUAGAACAUCUACCAGUUCAGCAUCAACUUCUUCUACUGGUCCUACACAAGCUGAGUAUGAUGCCUUGAAAGGAGAAUUGGAUACUAUAAAGGGCAAGAUGCUAGAGCUGGAUACAUUCAAAGCGCAAAUGGCACAUUUUAGGCAUAAUUUUGGUGGUCAGUUACCAUCUAAUCAGAGAUACCAUACUGGUUGCUGGUAUUAUACUCAACAUCUUCGAAUAUUACUGUCUAUGGAUUAUUGUGAUAUUGCUGGUUAUGUUGUUGACUUGGGCUCUCCUGGAAUCAGAAAGUCCUCCCAUGCUAGUCAUGACCCUUCUGAUGGGCCAACAACAUCAAAUCAAGCACCCCCACCACCAUAA
Molecule: messenger RNA, 684 nt
Organism: Gastrolobium bilobum
Lineage: Eukaryota; Viridiplantae; Streptophyta; Magnoliopsida; Fabales; Fabaceae
Exons: 5
Coding region: 1-684 (227 amino acids)
Source: RefSeq, a predicted model, not a curated record